CCCUGUCAUUAUCAUUUCUCCCACUCUCUUUCUCUUCAGUGAUCGUCUUCUCUUCGAUUAAGGAGGAACAAAGAGGAGUAAAAAAGGAAAGAAGGAAAACCUAAUCUACAGAUCUGCCAUGGCAUCCACCAAAGAACGCGAGAACUUCGUCUACACCGCCAAGCUCGCCGAACAGGCAGAGCGCUACGACGAGAUGGUGGAUUCCAUGAAGAAAGUCGCGAAUCUCGAUGUCGAAUUGACCAUCGAGGAGAGGAAUCUGCUCUCCGUCGGAUACAAGAACGUGAUUGGAGCCCGCCGCGCGUCGUGGCGGAUCCUCUCUUCGAUCGAGCAGAAAGAGGAAUCGAAGGGGAACGAGCAGAACGCGAGGCGGAUCAAGGAGUAUCGGCAGAAGGUCGAAUCUGAGCUCACCAGCAUCUGCAAUGAUAUCAUGACCGUGAUCGACGAGCAUCUCAUCCCUUCGUCCACCGCAGGAGAAUCGACGGUCUUUUACUACAAAAUGAAAGGUGAUUACUAUCGUUAUCUUGCGGAGUUCAAAAAUGGUAAUGAGAAGAAAGAGGCAGCCGAUCAAUCUCUGAAAGCAUAUCAGACAGCUUCGACCACAGCAGAAGCAGAUUUGUCUCCUACGCAUCCAAUCCGAUUGGGCUUGGCAUUGAACUUCUCCGUCUUUUAUUAUGAGAUUAUGAACUCACCUGAAAGGGCUUGCCACCUGGCUAAGCAAGCUUUUGAUGAAGCCAUUUCUGAGCUUGACACUCUGAGUGAAGAAUCUUACAAGGAUAGCACUUUGAUCAUGCAACUUCUGAGGGAUAAUCUCACCUUGUGGACUUCUGACAUUCCAGAGGACGGAGAAGACCCUCAGAAGAUGGACAGCAGCAGCGCAAGAGCUGGUGGAGCUGAAGAUGCAGAGUGAUGCAAGUGGAAUUGAAGCCCAAGAGCCAUGUCUCUCGGGUAAACAGGAGGAUACUUUUUUCUCAUGGGGUUGUUGGGAAUCCCAUUGCACCUCUUGGCUCCGUAGCUUUUGUCAUUUGGAGUUCCAUGUAUGCAAUAUAGUUGGAUUAUUUGGGUUUGUGUUUCACUUUCAAUCCCAAUCGUUUAGCUUUGCUGAUGUUAAAUGUCCAGUGAGAACUGGUAUUUGCUAGAUUAGAGAUGUACUUUUUUGUA
Molecule: messenger RNA, 1158 nt
Organism: Magnolia sinica
Lineage: Eukaryota; Viridiplantae; Streptophyta; Magnoliopsida; Magnoliales; Magnoliaceae
Product: 14-3-3-like protein D
Exons: 7
Coding region: 119-907 (262 amino acids)
Biological process (GO): signal transduction
Cellular component (GO): cytoplasm
Source: RefSeq, a predicted model, not a curated record